This is a messenger RNA of Nanorana parkeri, 972 nucleotides long. RefSeq names its product olfactory receptor 52K1-like. The record is from RefSeq and is a predicted model, not a curated record. The transcript has a single exon. Bases 1 to 972 code for a protein of 323 amino acids. Gene Ontology annotation, biological process: G protein-coupled receptor signaling pathway. Gene Ontology annotation, cellular component: membrane. Lineage: Eukaryota; Metazoa; Chordata; Amphibia; Anura; Dicroglossidae. Gene Ontology annotation, molecular function: G protein-coupled receptor activity; olfactory receptor activity.
AUGUCAUUGAUAAACCAGACCUUGGAACUUUCUCACUCCGAGUUGAUAAUGUUGAGUUUCCCCGGAGUCUCCAAUCACAGAAAUCUUCUGUUCAUCCCCUUUCUGUACAUCUACCUGAUGAUCCUUGUGUGCAACUGUCCCAUCAUCUAUCGGAUCUGCGUGGAACAAAGUCUUCAUACGCCAAUGUACAUACUCAUCCUCGCCAUUCUCGUGGUCAGCGUCUUCUAUGACACCGUCAUCAUACCCAAGAUGCUGGUGUCUUUCCUUGGGUGGGAUACAAUAUUGUGGACUGCCUGCUUGAUGCAGAUGUUCACCGUCUACUCUGGCCUCCUGACAGAGUCCAUCAUAUUGCUGUUGAUGGCAUACGACAGGUAUGUCGCCAUCUGCAAGCCUCUGCAUUACCAUAACAUCAUGAACAAACAUCUACUGGUUCUUUUCUCCGUUGUUGGGUUCAUUAGGAACUGCUCGGUGGCCUGUCUUCUCGUCAUUUUGGACUCCCAGCUCCAUUUCUGCGAGUCGAAUGUCAUUCUGCACUUCUACUGUGAGAGCCCAGCGCUCUACAACCUGGCAUGCGGCGACAUCUCCAGCAUCCAAAACUCAGGUCUUCUGGCCCGGACAGUGUUGACCGUCUGCGACAUUUCCAUCAUCUCCCUCUCUUACCUGAAAGUUCUGAAGGCCGCCAUGAAGAUUGGAGUGGGCAGUGCCAGGCGCAAGGCCUUGCACACGUGUAGUACACACCUGUCGGUGGUGGUUCUCUUGUACGUGCUUGAAAUUGUCGCUACGCUGUUAUACCAACCUGGGAUCUCCGUGUCUUAUGACGCGCAGAACGCGGCCAGCGCAGUCUACUUUUUCCUUCCGGCAAUCGUUAAUCCAAUUAUUUAUGGACUACGCAUGAAGGAGGUGAAAGCUGCCUUACUGAGCCAGAUCAAGAGGACGCGUUUCGAUAAUCGGCUCUUUAAAGGAGAACUAUGA